Molecule: messenger RNA, 4384 nt
Organism: Blastomyces gilchristii SLH14081
Lineage: Eukaryota; Fungi; Ascomycota; Eurotiomycetes; Onygenales; Ajellomycetaceae
Product: fungal specific transcription factor domain-containing protein
Exons: 2
Coding region: 1053-3329 (758 amino acids)
Biological process (GO): DNA-templated transcription; positive regulation of transcription from RNA polymerase II promoter by galactose
Cellular component (GO): nucleus
Molecular function (GO): RNA polymerase II cis-regulatory region sequence-specific DNA binding; zinc ion binding; DNA-binding transcription factor activity, RNA polymerase II-specific
Source: RefSeq, a predicted model, not a curated record
UCAUGUCCAUGUCCUCAUACAUUCAGCCAGUAACAUGAGAUAGUAGGGUUCACUGUCCCUCGCAGCGCCCGCCGUAUCUCGGUAGUGGCGGGAAGUAUUUAUGUCUCUGUCUCAUUAAGCUUUGAUGGACGGUCCAUCAUCUGGGAAUCAUCCCCUGGGACCCGUAUUUUAUCCCCGUUGCUCCUUGUGCGGGAUGGCCGCACACGGCUGCGUUCGACAAACACGCCAUAGCAGAUCAGGAUCAGGCAUGCGGGCCAGGCUUGGUUUUGUGAAGCAUCGAUUAUCCAAUGCAAGGCCGAAGCACCCUCAUUUCAUACACCCGUGGAUGUCGUCGUGCCUCUGGGCCGUGAUAGGAGCGAUGUGGACUAAAUGUCAUUCCCGCCUCAAUUCACCCUCUUUUGGGUUACCAGGUUUUAUCCAUGGAUUAGAAGCAGUCUGCCUGCUCAGGAAAACGGGAGGUAACUCAGUUGAGAGCGGGAGUAGGUGGAUAUGACAUGGCUAAAGCCAGCUUCUCUCCGUUCUUCAGAGUAGUUUUGACCUGCCGCAAACCCGCAAGUCAGGCAUCAAUUCAAGGGAGACAACGAGAACGAUGAGCUAGCCCAUCUGGAGAUCCGGAGGUGCAAUUCUUCCAUCAGCUAUCGGAGCAACUCCUUUCGGCUAGGCUGUCUCUCUCUCACUCUCUACUCUACUACUUGACGCUGCCCCACGGUCUCCACAGCCAGCGGAAGUUAUUUGAUAGAUUUAACGCAGAGAGCAAUGUGUCGUCGUGAUUCGAUUCCUCUACACAGAGAUUUCUGAGAACAGCCACACUCAUAUGCAGCACUGGGGGAGAGUACACGUAUAAACGAGUUCGCAUCGAUCAAGAGGACGAAAAUGGCGGCAGCGCUCUCUCAGAAACUCAGCGCUAGAUCUCAAGCGCAGGGAUAUCAUCGCGCUAAGUCCAACACCAACCGUGGCGGAACCAGUCGGAGUAAUCUCCGCCAAGGAGGCAUCGAUAUCCCAAGCUGGGUGCAUGAACAGUGUGACAUUCUUCUCUCGAGUCCGAAUCCGCAAUGAUGCAUACCACCUCCACAGGCUCGUCCCAACCCGCUGCGGUAGGUAGCCAAUCUGAGCAACUCCCCUUUAGGUGUGCACCUCCAGCACGGCCCAAACGCAGGCAGGUUGCGAGAGCCUGCGACUGGUGCCGCCUACACCGGGUCAGAUGUGACAAUGACCGCCCGUGUGCCAACUGCCGUGGUAGAGGGGAGAAAUGUACCAGCAACGGGGAGAGUGAGAUGCGGACGCUGCCUCACGCUCUUAGGGAAAUCGAGAAAUUAAAACGGCGCAUUAAAGACCUAGAACGGCAACUUGAGGAUACCAAGCAGCCCGAAACCAAGGAAGUUGUACUUCCCCCGAGCCCACCACAGUCGUUGACGGCGUACACACCCGAGGGACUCGAUGCUCUUAAGCCAGGCAGGCCCGAGAGGAGGUACUGGGAAGGAAUCCAUGCGAGGACGGCCAAGUCUCAGCAGACUCAGUUUUAUGGCCCUUCAUCUCUGUGCUACUACAUUGGUCGCCUAAGUUCUUACCUGGCCACGGCUCUCCAGCAGCCGCAUCUGGAUCAUCACUUUCACCCCAAUUCCGCGAGCAGGUCCUUUGCGUGCCCCACUAGUUCAAAGAACGAACCUAUCGAAGAGAAUCUUUUAUCCGCCGAUAUACCGAUAGAUGGUGACGAUCUGACAGGAACGCAGGAAGAUUACUUCUUAAAUCUAUUUUGGCAGUCGUAUCAUUCUACGCUGCCAAUUCUGGAUGAAAGAGAGUUUAGAGAGUACUACAAGUCUCUCUGGGACACUCCCGGGAAACCUCGAAGACCAUCAGCACUGGUUGAUAUUAUCCUUGCUAUAACUAUGCAAUAUGGCGUUGCGACUUUGCCGCGGCCUGAUGCAAACACUACAUCAAAGACGGAUGUCGAUAGCAACGAUGCGACAAUCGCAGGCCGAUGGUUUUAUAGACGAUGUCAAGCCUUACUUGCUCCCGAGCUUGAAAGCCCCUCGAUAUCUACUCUGCAAUGCCACAUGUUCUCCCUCUUCUUCCUUUGCAAUGCGUCAUUCCAAAACAUGGCGCAUAGCACCUUGGCUGUCGCUGUUCGGACAGCUCAUAUUCUAGGAAUCCACACGGAACCCUCAGAGGAUAUGCCGCGACCGCAAAGGGAGUUGCGGAAACGAUUGUGGUGGACGUUGUAUGCCACAGAAAGCAAAACAUGCAUGAAGCUCGGACGGCCGUUCUACGCCCAACUCUCCCAGGCCACUGCCAGUUUACCAGCUGACGAUCAUGAGCUAGCGUUACAUUCCGGCUCUAACUUUGGCUCCUUUGGCGAAGACAUCACAUGGCUUACCCACGGCCUACAUCAUAUUAAACUGUUAAUCACCACCCGUACCAUCUACACGGCAUUUUAUCACCAUUGCUCUGAAAUCCUUGGUAGAAAUGACGGGAAGAGCCUAUACAAUGAUCCAGAAGGCCUGGAGAACGCAGCCGAAUUCCUUUCGUUAAAUAUGCAGGCUCUCCAGCAAUGGCUAGCCAACGUGCCAGAGGCGUUGAAAAUGAAACGACAAGGGAAUGGAGAGCGUUUCUCUACCGACAGAUCACCGGUAGAAGUAGAGCGAUUUGCACCUCAGUGGUUGAAGCGGCAACAGGUGCUUCUGGAGCUUUUAUACCAUAACCUCUCCAUGAACCUGUAUCGCCCGUUUAUCUGCUUUUCUCCAAUCUCCAGACCCAACGCUGAAAGCAACGCCAUUUCCUGCGUCAAACAUGCAAUGGCAAUCACUCAUAUUAUCCACCAAAUCCUCAACGAAUCCGACAUUCUCCCCGGCUGGCAUGAAGCAUAUCAGUGGCAGUGGAACGCCUCACUCUCCCUAAUCGGAUUCAUCCUGGCCCACCCUAAUACCCCCUUGACACCGAUCGCGCGCAACGCAAUCAACAAGGCCAUCACCGUCUUCGAGACCUUCGGCAACCACUUCGCCAUCGCCGCGAGCGCCGCAAACGUCACGCACAGCCUCAUCGCUAAGAUUGAUAUACUCCUCAAUCACUCCCAGAGCGGCACCAAGUCCAGCCAGGCCUCUUCUUAUAUAUCUGAGAUCGCCAGUGCCAACCCGCUUCAGAAUCGUAGCAUCGGGACGCAAAUGACCAACGGCAGUGGCGGCAGUCUUUGUGGCCAGCUGGAGGACCAGACUAUGCAGGAUUCCAUCGCGAAUUCCCUUGGUAUUGCGUUUACGAUGGAUUCGCUGAAUAUCUUCCAGCCUUAUUGGGAUAACGGGGGUGUGAUGGAUUACUGGACGUAUACACAAGACUAGCAGUUGGACACAUAUGAUGACUAUUUAAGAUACACGGUAUCUAUUGCUGAAUGGUGUGGAAGUUUGUGUUAAACAAAAUUGAUAAAUAAAAUAAAAUGCGUUCAAGAGUUUGCUAGUCGUCGAUUUCUCGCACUGUUUGUUUCUUGAGUUUCAAAUUGUCCCGUCGUCUGUCAGCCCUGUUUCCUGCCAAACGGUUUUAUUAUAUUUAAAUUGGCGCAGAUUUUGCGCAGGAAACCGGCAUCCUGUUUGUUGCACGAACGCCCGUUUUCGGCCAGUUCCUCAAUCAGACAGGGUUGGUGUGCCAUUACCUUGAAAUGAUUUAAGUGCAACAAGGGAUAUCUAAGCAUUGAUGGAUGAUAUCCGAAGUCGAGACCAAGAUGAUCUGCUAUUGCUACACAUCUAAUCUCCGAUACUGUUUUUUUUCUUUCUUUUUCUUUUUCUCUUUCUUUUGAUACUAUGCUAUACCCUUGAUAUGUAGGUACCUACCCGAAUGUCAUUCGCUCACGAAUGGCACCAAUUACCCCAUUUUAUUUUCUAUUUGGAUCUAACUUAACCCAAAGAUGAGCAUUGGAGGGGGAAAACAGCAGAGCCCACCUUUACCACUUCGUCGAAUUCGUUCUUAGGGAUGGAAAAGGGGUCUCGCUUUAUUCGAGUCAGUGAGAACGCAAGUCUGCUCUCUUUAUUUGCUUUUUAUGAUUUUCAUAUGAAAAAUCUCCAGCUUGCGCCAAAUAGCCCCUGAUAAUACCUUCUCCAGGUGGCAAAAACGCGGGGAUAUAUAUUCUGCUAGAAGCCAUUUGCUGUGUUUUCGUGCUGUUAUUGUUCGUGUUGCCUAUGUCUUUGGUUAUGAUGUGGUAUAAAUCUUUGACUUCAUGCUCGCUAUAUAAUUUCGUACUGAGUAAAUAACUCGAUUUCACUUUUUGAAAUAACAAUUUGCUACGUUUCUAAUAUCGUUGGAUGGAUUUGUUUACUGUAAUCAAAAUUUAUUUUCAGCGGUAAUAUGUAUAAGACCUAGCAAAUAUUCUUCCAUCCGAGUUAAUACUUAUAUUUAUUUCCCC